This is a messenger RNA of Symbiodinium natans, 933 nucleotides long. Lineage: Eukaryota; Dinophyceae; Suessiales; Symbiodiniaceae. The record is from the annotation of a GenBank genome assembly.
AUGCGCGGCAGCGCCUUCAUUGCCGGAAGGGUUGCUGGCCGCUGCCAGCUCACGGCGGCAGAAGCUGCGGCCGCUUCUCUGGCUGCUUCUGCGGUGGCGUCCAAGGCUGUCUACCAUGACCCCACGGUCCUCCGCAAGGCCCCCAUGCACCACCAACUGGUGGAGGCAGACAUCACCAAGGAGUGGCGCCGCGCGCAGCUCGAGGCCUUCCCCUCCAAGUACCACGGCUACCGCCUCGCCGUGCCCGAGAGCGCCAGUGGCGACGACUGGUUCCCAACGCCGCACGGUAUCACCUGCACCGACGCUUGCUUCGCAUUCCCUGAGAUAUUCCGAGGCAAGGACGUUGUGGAGCUGGGCGGCGGCAUCGGAAACCAGACCAUCCUCUUAAUCCACGCCCAGGCACGCUCCGUCACCGUGACAGAAAUCGACGACAGCCGGCACAAUCAGAACCGCGCGAUGCUGGAACUCAACAAGGGACUUCUCCACAAUCUUGACGGCACCGGCAGCGUCGUGACGUACAUUGUCCAGGAUUGGAUGCGCUUCAAGUUCCGUGCCGACGUCAUCAUUACAAACCCGCCUUUCUGUAUGAGCGGUCAGCCGCGCCGUCGGCACUUCAUCGACGCCCUGUGCCACCUCAGCCGUGAUGCGUUGACCGAGGAUGGCAAGCUGGUCUUCUCGCAGUCUUCCAUGGCUGAUGUUGAGCAGACGCUGCAGACCCUCAAGGAGUACGCCUUUGAUGCUAAGAUUAUCCUCUCAGCAGACUUCUACUGGAGGGAUUACUAUGCAAAGGAUGAGAAAUUCCUUGAGGAGGUUGACGAGCUACAGCAGCGGACGGGAGGGAAGGCGUACUAUACCAAGGGUGGGAAGCGUGUCGAGCGCAUCUACGUCGUCGAGGCGACUAAGAAGCCAUUCGAGCCGAACCUCAAGCACUGA